AUGGACCCCGCGGCUGGCGUCUUUUCCCCGUUUCACAACGAGGCGGAGGGGAAGAAUGGCCUGCUGGAGUCUGCAGUGGAGGAGCUGGGGGCGACGGGGCACAGCGCCGACGCCUCAGCAGGCCAGCGUGAGGGUGGGAGAAAAAACAGUAAACCGAAGGACGAUGACGCAAGUCGCCGUGGUGCUCCCUGUGGUUGGUGCGGGCAGAAUUACACAACGGUGACGGUGCCGGCGGGUGGGCUGUAUUUGUGUGCUGUGUGCGCGGCGCAGCGUGAAGCUAAGCCACAGAUGAAUCCGUUCCCGCCCAACACAUUGAAGUGCUGCCCUGCAAGCGUGACGGAGGGGGAUAGUGGUGUCGUGCGUUGUUACGCGUGCCACGGCUGGUAUCACUUCGCAUGCCUUGAGAUUCAUGACAAGGCCCUGAAGGAGCACCUUUCGCUGUCAACGACAAAGUGGUACUGCCUGGAACCCUCCUGCUGCGAAAAGGUUCUCCAGGAGAAGCUCAGGCGUAGACGGUAG
Molecule: messenger RNA, 519 nt
Organism: Trypanosoma grayi
Lineage: Eukaryota; Euglenozoa; Kinetoplastea; Trypanosomatida; Trypanosomatidae
Exons: 1
Coding region: 1-519 (172 amino acids)
Source: RefSeq, a predicted model, not a curated record